Messenger RNA from Lucilia sericata (common green bottle fly), 1786 nucleotides. RefSeq names its product polyadenylate-binding protein-interacting protein 2B (gene Paip2). The record is from RefSeq and is a predicted model, not a curated record. NCBI's taxonomy places the organism in Eukaryota, Metazoa, Arthropoda, Insecta, Diptera, Calliphoridae. Gene Ontology annotation, cellular component: cytoplasm. Bases 326 to 706 code for a protein of 126 amino acids. Gene Ontology annotation, biological process: negative regulation of translational initiation. The transcript is spliced from 3 exons. Gene Ontology annotation, molecular function: mRNA regulatory element binding translation repressor activity.
UACAACUUGUCAGUUCAUUCGUUGUUGUUUUGCCAUCGCCGACAGUUGAUGUGAAAUUUUUUGUGUUGCUAUUAUUGUUUUAAUUUAAUUGAAUUUUCGAUUUGAGAAAAAAAUUCAAAUCAAAAUUUUUUGUGUUAAAAAUAAAAUUUAAAUAUUUGGAAAUUUGAAGUGCAAGAAAAUUUUCAGUAUUUAAAGAAACGUACGCAUAAAUAAGCAUAUAAUUUUGUACGAAAAAAAUUAUAAAUUGCUAAAUUGUUGUAGAAAGAGAAAAAGAAAAAAAAACUUUUCAUUUUAAUAAAAAGAAAUAAAUCAAAACUCCAUCAAUAUGAUUAUGAAAGUACCCUCUAGCGAUUGGUCGGAUCAGUUUGAGCAAUAUGUUAUAGAAGAAGAAUCCGACAAUGAAUUGGAUGAACUGGAUCAAGAUUUCUCCGAAUAUUUGUGGAUGGAGAAUGAAGAAGAGUUUGAUAAAAUUGAGUUACAACGUCUUGAAGAUGAGGAGCUAAUGAAUGAAUGCCUAGAUGCCAUGUUAGACGAUGAACUCGAAGAACAGCUCAACGAAUGGGACAAAGCUAAAAACGAAGAACUAAGAGCAGCUCUCUCCUCCUUGGCAGUUAGUGAUUGCAAUGUAAGCAAUUCAUUACUCAAUCCUUUGGCAGCUGAAUUUAUACCACAAAGUCAUUUAAUUAUUGAUUUGGGUACUUCAUAAACCAGUAAUAUGGAGCAGCAACAUCAGCAGCAGACUAUUAUGCAAAAAUAUUAGAUGAAGAAGUGGAAACAAAAAAAAUAGUAUCUUGAAUAUUCUCAUUUAAGUAGUGAAAACGAUCUCCUGGUUUUCUAUACUGGAAAAGCUGUUUAAUCACACACACACACAUCUUAAAAGUAAAAAACGAAAAAAAAAAAAUAUUUAAAAAUCAACAAAAAUAUUGUAAGUAAUUUAAUACUUGUUGCCAAGCAACCCAAAAAGAACAGACUUAGUGUUUUAUUAAGGAAAUUAAUUUUAAACACUAAAAAAUAAUCACUUAAAUAGCUACUAAAAUGACAACAAGUUAAGACUUACAAAACCCAAAAAAAAUAUUUAAACCAAAAAAAAUUAAAAAAAAGAGCGUAAAGAUAAAACGCAAAAAAUACUUACAAAAUAUAAAAACUUAAAAAAAAAUAAAAAACUUAUAAAAUUAUUACAAUAUUUUUACGCUUUAAAACCCUAGAGAAACAUAAUUAUACGCCUGUUUUAAUUUAAUUUUUUUAUAUAAAAAUAAACCCCUUUUUAAGUUCAUUUAAGCUUAACUUUCAUGCUGUCAUGCUUAAAAAUAAGCAAGUUUAAAAGAAACAUUUCAAAUUAAAAAGUUUUUAGAGAAAGGUGUGUGUUUUGUUUGAUACAUUAAAGCAAAUUAAUCGAAAUUAAAUUUUUAAAUAUAUUUAUAGUCUUCUCUUUAGUUUGUUUUUUUUUUUAUAUUAAAGAAAAAGUAUUGAACUAAUUUAAUUUGAUCAGCAAAACACUCAUCUUUUUGUAUUGUUAUUUAAUCUUUAAGGCAGUUAUUUAAGCAAUCUUUUUUUUUUUGAUCAACAGAAGCAAAACAUAAAUACUCUGGUCAUAAAUCUCCACCCUUUUUUGUUAAAAGAGUUCAUUUUCUUUGUUUAAUUGUUAUUUAUUUAAAAACAUUUGUAUAAAAUUCCUUGAAUCUUAGAGGCUUUUAAUUUUGCCUUUAAAACUCAUUCUUAUUUAAAGUAUAAUUGUAUUAUUUUUUCUUUGUAAAAUUAUUUGUAAUGAAACAAAAAAAAAAAAAAA